AUGAGAAACUCGGAAAAGACCACAGCGGGCAUCUCGCUCACCCUCGCCCGCCAAUUCGCGCACUGCUACUGGCAGCCCAGCCGAGCCUUCCCUCUCCUGCACAAGCACCCGCACCUGUGCGACCGGGCGACGCGCCAACUCCUGGAGCGCGACGCGGCGCGCCUACUGCUACCCGGUCAGUCGUCCCGCGCCUUGAACAUCACCUGCGCGGUGGCUCUCCUCAAGAUGUGCGCCGGCCGAUCGCCGGCCGAGAUCCGGCGCCGGAUGGUGGGGCUCGUCUCCCGCGGGGGCGCCGGUGGCACGUGCGAGGAGACGUAUCGGGAGCACCUGGCGCAGGCGCGGGACAUCUUCGCCCGCGUAAUGCGCACGUGCGCGACCGAGCGGCGGCGAAGGGAAGCGGGCCAAAAGAUGCCGCUGCGGCGCGACCCCGACGGCCGCCGCGACGACGCCCGAGUCAACGUCAAAGCUUGCCGCCGCGGCGGAGGAGGAGGAGUAGAGCUCUCGCUCGAUGACCACGACCACGACCACGACCACGACCACCUGGACGGGGUCCUCGUCCUCCUCGAGACCAUUCCCUUUGAAGAGGCGAGCCACGCGCUCAGGGGGAUGAGCGUGGUGGAACGUGAGGCCGCGCUGGACCGGAUGACGCAGGUAAGGUUCGACGGUGUGUUACGCCCAUCUUAG
Cordyceps fumosorosea ARSEF 2679 is the source of this 684-nucleotide messenger RNA. RefSeq lists its product as hypothetical. The transcript has a single exon. The coding region runs from base 1 to 684 and encodes 227 amino acids. NCBI's taxonomy places the organism in Eukaryota, Fungi, Ascomycota, Sordariomycetes, Hypocreales, Cordycipitaceae. The record is from RefSeq and is a predicted model, not a curated record.